This is a messenger RNA of Nasonia vitripennis (jewel wasp), 3562 nucleotides long. RefSeq names its product PHD finger protein 20 (gene MBD-R2). NCBI's taxonomy places the organism in Eukaryota, Metazoa, Arthropoda, Insecta, Hymenoptera, Pteromalidae. Gene Ontology annotation, cellular component: NSL complex. The transcript is spliced from 2 exons. The coding region runs from base 154 to 3447 and encodes 1097 amino acids. The record is from RefSeq and is a predicted model, not a curated record. Gene Ontology annotation, biological process: regulation of transcription by RNA polymerase II.
AGAAAGACGGCGCGACGUCGCCACUCAGCAGUCAGCUCAGCCAGUCGCGCACAAGUCGCGUUCGGCGAGACCUCGAAAGAAGCAUGACGCGCAGUAACCCGCAGUGCCCGAGGUGCCAGUGAGACUGGCCGAGACGCGCUCGAAAAACAUGCAAUGACGCACAAGUGCUGCGUGAGGGAUUGCGAGGAAGUGGUGAAGGAGACGCGCUCGCGGGGCCUGCCGCUCCACAAGUUCCCCAAGGAUCCGCUGCUGCGAGCCAAAUGGCUGACCAGCGGCGGAUUCGAGCCCGACUUCAAGCCCACCUCCAGCCAGAUCGUCUGCUACCGGCACUUCCGACAGUCCGACUACGAGAUCGGGCGCAGCCACAAGCUUUUCCUCAAGAAGGGCUCGGUGCCCAGCAUCUUCGCCGAUUACCAAGCCCACCCGGAUCCCAUCAGCCCCACCUCGGCCUUCAUAACCUCUCGGCUGCAGGCCCGCGAGGUGAAGCUUGCCGCCGCCGCGGCAGCCGCCAACGCCAACGCCAACGCCAACGUUCCCGCGGCCGCCCUUUUGCACCCGGCCUGCACCUCCGACUCCCCGCUCGAGACCUCCUGCUCCAGCCUCGAGGCGUCCAUGGACUCGUCCAACUCGCUCCAGUCGGCCAACGCUAUUCGGACAACGCCGCUCCCCGAGCCAGCCGCGGCCGUUGAGAGCCAGCUGUCUCCCCAGCUGCCCUGCAAGACCGAGCAGCUCGCCCAGCCCCCGCCGCAGCCCCAGCCCCAGCCCCAGCAGUCCAAGCCCGCGGACCCGAGCAAGCCGAGGCUCUUCAGUCGGGACCUCAACUUCGCCACGGGGGACAAGCUCGAGGCCAAGGACUUCAACGAGAAGUGGUACUCGGCCAGAGUGGUCGAGACCGACUGGGUCGAGAGGGAGGUGCUCAUACACUUCGACAAGUGGAGCUCCAGAUUCGACGAGUGGAUACCUAUGGACAGUUCCCGGCUGCGCGCCCUGCAGUCCCACAAGGAGCCCAAAGCCAAUAAGGAGUUCGCGGUGGGCGAGAGAAUCCUGGCCACCUGGGGCGAUGGCAAAAAGUACCCGGCCAAGGUCAACGCCGCCUUGGACAACGACAAGUACGACGUGCUAUUCGACGACGGCUAUGCCAAGAUAUUGAAGGCCUCCAAAAUGACGAAGCUCCUCGACAUGCCCGUCAGCAAGUUCCCCGAGGACAGCAACUACGUGGGCAGCAAGCAAGAGAGGCGGGACAAAAAGCGAAAGCACAAAGUUACCGAGCUCUUUCCUCACCACUCCAAGAAGAAGGUGAAAAACGAUCUUGACAGAGCUGCCAAGAAACAUGACGCGGCUGACGUUCGCCCUGCAAAAAGUUCUCCCAAACUGGAGCUUGCCACCGCGGCUCUCUCGAUCAAACCCGAAGCGGAGAGCAGGCUCGAUGUUCAACCAAACAACGAGCUUGCAGGUGCCUUAGUCGACGAUUACGCUACCUUCAUUGGGAAUUUACGAGUAGAGAUCGAAGACAAUAUAUACAAGUGUCCCAAAACUGGAUGCAUUAAAAACUUUAGGAAAGAAAAUCUAUUACUGAUGCACAUAAAACAUUACCAUCCUGAGUACUGCAAGUAUCUGGGCUCAACUCCGAAUGUUGCCGAUUUAGCCUACGCCAGGACAAUCGGCGAAUCAGUCGAGGAUGUUAUUCCAAAAAAAUUAAAGCUCGGCGCAUCUCUACCAACUCCAACUUUUCAUGUCACGGCUGCAUCGGCUGCCCAUGCCACUCUAGACUCAGAUUUCCAUCGAGUUGAAGUCGACAACAAUAAAUUGGAGAGUAAGCUUCCCGUGGAAAAUAAUAGUUCUAGUCCAAUGGAAGAUAAUUCCUCCGAACAAAGCAACAGCUGUACAAUGUCUCCGGGAACACUGUUCGAUAUGCGUUUCAAAGAAGAAAGAACUCACACUGGCAUAAAGACCUUGCCCCCGGUGAGACAACCAACAUUCCAUCAGGUGGAUGAUGGCGAGCCACUGCAAUAUUCAAACAUUGCGAGUGACGAUCAAAAGACAACACCUAUGGCGGAAAAAGAGAAAAAGCAUAGAAAGAAGCAACAACCAUAUUACUGUGACUCCAUAGUUAAAGUAAAAAGGCAGGGAAGGAUGUCGGAAAAUGAAGAGAGUUUUGAUCAGUACGAUGAUAGCCUGCAAGAUGUUGAUGACGUCACGGAAUCCAGCUUCAAAUGUAAUAAUACCAGUAAUAACAGGCUCGAAAUAGAGAAUAACGAUAGUACACAGAGUAAAAGUGAUGGGCUUAUGAUGAUUAAUGGCGAAAUGAUAAAAGUGGAAAAAUUGCGGAGGGAGGAGAUAAUUAAUUGCACCUGUGGCUUUACAGAAGAGGAUGGUCUAAUGAUACAGUGCGACCUGUGCUUGUGCUGGCAGCAUGGCCACUGCAAUGCUAUAGAGAAGGAAACAGAUGUUCCCGAAAAAUAUAUUUGCUAUAUUUGUCAACAUCCUUACAGACAAAGAGCUUCUAAAAAGUAUAUCCAUAACCAAGACUGGAUAAGGGAAGGAAAAUUGCCAAGCGUCUAUUCUCGCCCUGUGGACCCAUUGAAAGGAAAUGAAAGAGCAGCUUUGUUAAAGCGCUCGUGCGAUUUGAUUGCUGCACUUCUGCAAAUUCAAGCUUUGCUUCACAGUUUAAGGGUGAAAGUAAAUAUUGCUCAAAAUAAAGAUCAUCCCAAAUUGUACCUUUGGGCUAAAAAUUGGAGCAAAGUAAACAUUCCCACUUUUAACAAUGAGCCAGUGCCAAUAAUGGAGAUAAUUAAAGCAGAAAACACCAGUGACAACUUUCAAAAAGGCAAUACAAAGGAAAAGGCAGAAUUCACUUUUUCUGUUAAGAAUGAACUUGAUGAGAAAUUAAUUACCUCCGAUACGGAACUAAUGAAAAUUCUUGAAGAAGAUAGCACUCAAACAGAAGAGCCAAAACCAUCGACUAGACACAUCGCAUCUGGCAAUUUCAAAGAUGAGGGUCGAAUAUUAUUGGAUGCAUUGACUAGAAAUGGUUUGGAGGAUCAAGAUCAGCAGGAACAGUUGACCAAGAGUGAAGUGAACAAUCUGGAUUCACCAAUAAAACAAAAUUCUACUUUACGUUAUUCUAGUCCUGAAAAAAGUAGCAAAUUUCAAAAUAUGUCAUCGCAAAGUGGGAUCAGUGAAGCGUCUAUAUCUCACCCAGUGAUACCAGAACCAGAAGCACCUAUAGAUCCUGUUGAGUGUAAAUUACGGUUACUGGAACACAUUGAACAUAUUCAGAAUUAUGUUGACACAUCACUGAGCUAUGUUGAAACUCAAAUAUCUGCCUUAGAAGACAUGAGUAGCGAAGAGAAGAAAAAUAACAAUCAGCAUAUACAAACUAAACAAACAAUACUUAUGUUACUCCAUGAUUUGGAAUCUAUUCGUAAAGUUGCUGCGCUGUGUUGAUGUUCACAUUUUCGAAAAUUAUUUUCACUUUCAUUGUUAAUAGCCCAUCAUUAGUGAAAUAAGACUUUGUAAAUGUAUAAAUAAAAAUUUAUCAUAGAUUUAUUUAUCAUAAAAA